This is a messenger RNA of Drosophila rhopaloa, 6134 nucleotides long. It is a transcript of the gene Ser, whose product is annotated as protein serrate. The transcript is spliced from 15 exons. Gene Ontology annotation, molecular function: Notch binding; calcium ion binding. Bases 910 to 5136 code for a protein of 1408 amino acids. Gene Ontology annotation, cellular component: protein-containing complex; plasma membrane. Gene Ontology annotation, biological process: cell communication; establishment or maintenance of epithelial cell apical/basal polarity; multicellular organism development. NCBI's taxonomy places the organism in Eukaryota, Metazoa, Arthropoda, Insecta, Diptera, Drosophilidae. The record is from RefSeq and is a predicted model, not a curated record.
CGAACCCGAACCCGAACCCAAACCCCAUUACAACAAUUGUGAAAGUGUUAAAUGUGCCGCAAUCGAAUUAAAUUGCUUGCUGAUUACAACAAAUGAUGAAGAGCAAUCAACUGAAAUGCUCGGUGGAAGAAAAGCAAAUCGAAAGAUCGACAAUCAGCCGACAUUUGCUGUGUGUGUUUUUGUGUGUGAUUAAUUCCUGAGACCAGAUCGUGUGAGCAAAGAAAACGGAAAUAGAUACCUUUCAAUUAAAUACAAUACACUAAUAUAUCAAAACACAAUGCCGUUAAAAUUGUGUUUAAUCAAAGGCGAAAAGUAAAAGUGCAAACAAUAUAAAUAUGCGAAAACGAGUGCCCCAUUCCGGGGAAUCAGCGGUCACAGUGUGCUCCAUUGAUAACGCACACAGCCAAAACACAGGGACACAAGCACAGGCUACGAUGUGGAAUUGAAACAUGCCAAGUGAAAGAGACAAAGAAUGAAAACAGCCAACUAGUUUAUAAUGCACGACGAUAAUACGAUUAAUAAUAAUGGGCACACGGAGAGAAAUCUAUAGGAAUUUAAAAACAACAGCAACAAAACAUCGCCUAUCAAGUGGAAGUGUUAAGUGUGAACAAAACAAACGAGAAGUACAUGCUGAAGCCCAUAUAAAUAAUAAAUAAUUGUGUGAUAACAACAUUGACAAAACAAAAAUAAGACGAAGGCAGAGUAGAGAAAAUGAUUCAGCGUCCAGAAUACGACCAGUGCCGACCAGAACAAGUGUAGUGAAAGCUUAGACAAAGGCACAAAAAUCUGCAUACAUGGGCUAAUUAAGGCUGCCAAAGCUAAUUUACAUUUGUGGUGCCAAUCCAAAGUGAAUCCAAAACAAACUCCAUCUAGAUCCCGACCAGCAUCACGCUCUCAAACGCCCCCAGAAUGUACAAAAUGUUUAGGAAACAUUUUCGGCGAAAACCAACAUCAUUUUCGGCGGAAUCAACAAUAGAAGCAACAAACACAGCAGACAGCCUGAGAAUGUCCAAAACGACGGCGACAAAAAGGCAGCGUCCGAGGCACCGGGAACUCAAAAUCGCGGCCCUGCCAUCGCCGAUCCGCGAUUGUCGAUCAUUAAAGUCUGCCUGCAACUUAAUUGCUUUAAUUUUAAUACUGUUAGUCCAUAAGAUAUCCGCAGCUGGUAACUUCGAGCUGGAAAUAUUAGAAAUCUCAAAUACCAACAGCCAUCUACUCAACGGCUAUUGCUGCGGCAUGCCAGCGGAACUAAGGGCCACCAAGACGAUAGGCUGCUCGCCAUGCACGACGGCAUUCCGUCUGUGUUUGAAGGAGUACCAGACCACGGAGCAGGGUGCCAGCAUAUCCACGGGCUGUUCGUUUGGCAACGCCACCACCAAGAUACUGGGUGGAUCCAGCUUUGUGCUCAGCGAUCCGGGUGUGGGAGCCAUUGUGUUGCCCUUUACGUUUCGAUGGACGAAGUCGUUUACGCUGAUACUGCAGGCGUUGGAUAUGUACAACACAUCCUAUCCAGAUGCGGAGAGGUUAAUUGAGGAAACAUCAUACUCGGGCGUGAUACUGCCGUCGCCGGAGUGGAAGACGCUGGACCACAUCGGGCGCAACGCGCGGAUCACCUACCGUGUCCGGGUGCAAUGCGCCGUUACCUACUACAACACGACCUGCACGACCUUCUGCCGUCCGCGCGACGAUCAGUUCGGCCACUACGCCUGCGGCUCCGAGGGUCAGAAGCUCUGCCUCAAUGGCUGGCAGGGCGUCAACUGCGAGGAGGCCAUCUGCAAGACCGGCUGCGACCCCGGCCACGGCAAGUGCGAUCGUCCGGGGGAAUGCGAAUGCAGACCUGGCUGGCGGGGUCCGUUGUGCAACGAGUGCAUGGUGUAUCCAGGUUGCAGGCACGGUUCCUGCAACGGCAGCGCCUGGAAGUGCGUCUGCGACACCAACUGGGGUGGCAUAUUGUGCGACCAAGAUCUAAAUUCCUGCGGCACCCAUGAACCCUGCAAGCACGGCGGCACCUGUGAGAACACCGCUCCGGACAAGUACCGCUGCACAUGCGCCGAAGGCCUCUCGGGCGACCAAUGCCAGAUCGUGGAGCACCCAUGUGCCACGAGACCCUGCCGCAACGGCGGCACAUGCACGCUCCAGCCGACGAACCUAACCCAAUCGCCAGUGUACCGCAGAAUGCGAGGCAGGAGCUCCUCCAUUGGCAGGCCGCUGAGCCGGCGCAACUCAAUGCGCAGCCUGGAGGGGCAGUCGAACGGGCAGAACGGCAGCAGCUCCUCGGGAUCGGGACUGGGAAUGGGAUCCCUGCAGCUGCAGCAGCAACUUACCCCCAACUUCACUUGCGGCUGUGCAGCCGGAUGGACGGGACCGACAUGCGAAAUAAAUAUCGAUGAGUGCGCCGGGGGUCCCUGCGAGCAUGGUGGCACUUGCGUCGAUCUAAUCGGCGGCUUUCGCUGCGAGUGUCCGCCGGAGUGGCAAGGUGAAGUCUGCCAGGUGGACGUGAAUGAGUGUGAGGCACCGCAUUCCGCCGGAGUUGCGGCCAACGCACUGCUGACCACCACGGCCAGUGCCAUCAUCGGCAGCAAUCUGAGCAGCUCUGCCCUGCUAGCUGCCCUGACCAGUGCGGUGGCGUCCACCUCCUUGGCCACAGGACCCUGCCUCAAUGCCCGGGAAUGCCGCAACCAGCCGGGCUCCUUUGCCUGCAUUUGCAUGGAGGGCUGGGGCGGAGUGACUUGUGCCGAGAAUUUGGACGACUGUGUGGGUCAGUGCCGGAAUGGGGCCAGCUGCAUCGACCUGGUCAACGACUACAGGUGCGCCUGUGCCGCGGGAUACACGGGUCGGGAUUGCGAGACGGACAUCGACGAGUGUGCCACAUCACCCUGCAGGAAUGGAGGCGAGUGUGUGGACAUGGUGGGCAAGUUCAACUGCAUCUGCCCGUUGGGAUAUUCGGGUUCUCUGUGCGAGGACUCCAAGGAGAACUGCACUCCAUCGCCCUGUCUUGAGGGCCACUGCCUGAAUACGCCCGAAGGAUACUACUGCCGCUGUCCUCCAGAUCGCGCCGGAAAACACUGCGAGCAACUGCGACCACUCUGCUCCCAGCCGCCCUGCAACGAGGGCUGCUUUGCCAAUGUCAGCCUUGCGACAGCGGCGACAACGACGACGACAACAACCACUUCUGCCACAACCGCGAGGAAGAUGACCAAGCCGAGCGGAUUGCCCUGCAGCGGACACGGCAGCUGCGAGAUGAGCGACGUGGGCACCUUCUGCAAAUGCCAUGUGGGCCACACCGGCACCUUCUGUGAGCACAAUCUCAACGAAUGCUCACCGAAUCCUUGUCGAAAUGGGGGAAUUUGCCUUGACGGCGACGGCGACUUUACAUGCGAGUGCAUGUCGGGCUGGACAGGUAAACGCUGUUCAGAGCGGGCCACAGGUUGCUAUGCCGGUCAGUGCCAGAAUGGUGGGACCUGCAUGCCCGGAGCCGCCGACAAGGCUUUGCAGCCGCAUUGCCGCUGUGCGCCCGGUUGGACGGGUCUUUUCUGCGCCGAGGCCAUUGACCAGUGCCGCGGACAGCCGUGCCACAAUGGCGGCACUUGCGAGUCGGGAGCGGGCUGGUUCCGCUGCGUCUGCGCCCAGGGAUUCUCCGGACCGGACUGCCGAAUCAACGUUAACGAGUGCUCGCCACAACCUUGCCAAGGCGGAGCCACCUGCAUCGAUGGAAUCGGCGGAUAUAGCUGCAUCUGUCCGCCGGGACGUCAUGGAGUUCGAUGUGAAAUUUUGCUCUCUGAUCCCAAGUCCGCCUGCCUGAACGUGAGCAACACCAUCACCCCCUAUACCGCUCUGAACCGAAGCCAAAACUGGCUGGACAUCGCGUUGACGGGAAGAAGUGAUGACGAUGAGAACUGCAAUGCCUGUGUCUGCGAGAAUGGCACCUCCCGGUGCACGAAUCUCUGGUGUGGAUUGCCCAACUGUUAUAAGGUGGAUCCCCUCUCGAAGUCCUCUAAUUUGUCUGGAGUUUGCAAACAGCACGAGGUGUGUGUACCGGCACUGAGCGAAACCUGUCUCUCCGCACCCUGCGAUGUCCGCGGAGACUGUCGAGCCCUGGAACCUUCGCGACGGGUUGCCCCUCCGAGUCUUCCAGCCAAAUCCAGCUGCUGGCCAAAUCAAGCCGUGGUCAACGAGAACUGCGCUCGGCUGACCAUCCUCAUGGCCCUCGAGAGGGUGGGCAAGGGGGCGUCGGUGGAGGGUCUGUGCUCGCUGGUAAGGAUCCUCCUGGCAGCCCAGCUGGUCAAACAGCCUUCGAGUGCUUCUGGCCAGGAACAGGGCAUGCUCAUGGUGCUUUGCGAUCUAAAGACGGGCACCAACGACACCGUCGAACUGACUGCGUCCUCGACCCGGUUGAAUGAUCCCCAGUUGCCGGUGGCGGUGGGCCUGCUGGGUGAACUACUGAGCUCGCGGCAAUUGAAUGGCAUCCAGCGUCGCAAGGAACUGGAGCUGCAGCACGCCAAGCUGGCUGCCCUGACCUCCAUUGUGGAGGUCAAGUUGGAAACAGCUCUAGUGGCCGAUGGAUCGGGUCACAGUCUGCUGAUUGGAGUGCUCUGCGGCGUCUUUAUAGUCCUGGUGGGUUUCUCGGUGUUUAUCAGUCUGUAUUGGAAGCAGCGGCUGGCCUACCGCAGCAAUUCGGGAAUGAACCUGACUCCCUCGCUGGAUGCACUGCGUCACGAGGAGGAGAAGUCGAAUAACCUGCAGAACGAAGAGAACCUACGGAGGUAUACGAACCCGCUGAAGGGCAGCACCAGCUCACUGCGGGCGGCCACCGGGAUGGAACUCAGCCUGAAUCCCGCUCCCGAAUUAGCUGCCUCGGCGGCGAGUAGUUCCGCUUUGCACCGAUCGCAGCCCUUGUUUCCGCCCUGCGAUUUCGAGCGGGAACUCGACUCCAGUACGGGCUUGAAGCAGGCCCACAAGCGCAGCUCGCAGAUCCUGCUGCACAAGACCCAGAACUCGGACAUGCGAAAGAACACGGUGGGCUCGCUGGACAGUCCGCGGAAGGACUUUGGCAAGCGGUCGAUCAACUGCAAGUCCCUGCCACCCACUUCGGGCGACGAGGCCUCCGAUGUCCUUGCCACCACUGUGAUGGUUUAGCCGUGAUCUCAGCCACCAAUCAACCAAUCAAGAAACCAACCAGCCGCCCACAGCCAGCUCAAAGUUCCAAUUGCCACAGCACGGGCGCGAUUUCCAAGUGCAUUAGUAGCGUAAUUUAAACUAGGAAUCGAUUUAGCCUUACGGGUUAGCCCACAACGAAGUGGCUCUGCAGGAAGCCCACAUUUAAUCGAACUUUUCUAAUUUAAGCUUUCAUAUCUCCAGUCCAUUAAGGUAAGAUUAUGUACACAAAUAAUUUAAAGACAUUUGCAAGUUAUCAAGCUUUUCAUGGCCACAGCUUGAGCCAAUUUAUUUGUGUGCCUGAUCUUAUCCUAAGUCAAAACCAGUUUCAAUGGCAUUAGAGUUUAGAAAUACACUUAAUUGCAUAACUUCCAGUUUUCUAUAAGUAUAACUUUUUGUGUGGUUCGAGUUAAAGGAAUCCGACUAUUUCAAUGAGGAAUUUCUGCCGGUGUUUCCCGCAGAGCUAGAUCGUUGUGGACACCCACCCACAUAAGUAAGUUAGCUAGUUUAAUUCCGAACUCUUCUCUUCGCUAAGCAACAUCCUACACAGUGUGAUAUUUAGUGUAACCCAGGCGCGCAUUUACAUUUAUUUAAAAGUAAAAAUAUAUUAAAAAAACCAACUCCUUGGCUAGAACAAGCUGUAUAUAGUUCUCAUCUAGGAUCGGCGCGCUCUAUAUGGUGUAUAAGCAUAAGCUGUAAAUACUGUAAAUUAGCAGUUACCGUUAUUGUAUUUUGUCUAUAGAUAGCAUCCUAGAACUUAGCUAAGCCCCAGCCGCAACGCGUUAGACUUUAAAAGUUGUUUGCAAUUGUACGCAAUAAUUUAGACUUAUGAUCGUAGUUAGGUAGCUGUGUAACCGGAUAAGAUUCAAGCGAUUUUGUAUUGUAUUAUACCUAUGUGUGUAGUAAUAUUUAUUUAUUAUAUUAACUUUGAUCUAGCAGCAAUAAAGCAAUAUCAAUAAAGAUAGUAAAGAAAAUAAUAA